Beta vulgaris subsp. vulgaris (sugar beet) is the source of this 1252-nucleotide messenger RNA. RefSeq lists its product as uncharacterized. The record is from RefSeq and is a predicted model, not a curated record. Lineage: Eukaryota; Viridiplantae; Streptophyta; Magnoliopsida; Caryophyllales; Amaranthaceae. The transcript has 2 exons. Bases 617 to 1252 code for a protein of 211 amino acids.
AUGGGUUGUAUAUAAAGUUGUGGUGGUUAGUUCAUGGAAGAGCUUAGAAAGUAUGAGUAAUUCAAUUUGUUUAUCUAAAUUGUUGUGAGGAUGGUUAAUGAUUGUUGUUAUUGUUUUGAGGUCGUUGUUGGAGUAUGUAUAUGGAGAUAAAUUAUGAAGUUCGAGCUAUAGUUGGUUAUCCAGAAUGUCGAAUUAUUGGGAAUCGUUUAAAGGGUUCAUUGUUAGUGAUUUUGCAGGGAUGAUGUCGAGGCCGUGGAAUAUGAUUAUUUAUCAAGAAGAAGAGUUUUAUGUUAUGAAAUGGUGGGCUGAGGUUAAAGUUAGAUUGUUUUGUUUCAAAGUAUUCGUAAUCUGUUAUUUGAUUUUCAAGUUGUUAUAUUGUGGGCCCCUGACCCACAGAUCCAGGAUCGUUUUUAUAUGUUUUGUUUCCGCUAUUACAGGUGUGAAUAGAUGUAAAUUCGAGGUUUGUUAAGUGUUGAUUGUGUUUUGUGUAUCUUAAUUGUGAUUAGUUAGCAACUCGGAAGUGCGGGCUGUUACAUUAUGGCAUGGUGAGUAGGGAAAAUAUACUCAGGAUAGGGUUAAUGUUGAUGUUGGCACUAGUAAUUCAUUAGAAAUUGAUAUGUCGAAUAUCGGGGUUGAGAAUGAAGUUGUGGUAGAAGAUCAUGUUAGGAUUGAAGGCGAUGAUGUAGUAGGUGAUGAAAAUGACAACGGAGAUAAUAGUGACACUGAGGAUGAAGAGUUCGGUGAUCGAAUAGGUGAGAUGUUGGAAGGGGCUCGUGACCAUUUUAAUGAGCGGCCACGAGUGUUUGACAGUUUUUCUGAAGCUGCUGGGAAACCCCUUUAUCCAGGGUGUACAAAAUACACUCAAUUGAGUGGGAUUUUGACUCUUUUCAACAUAAAAGCGAAACAUAAUUUGACUGAUGUAGGCUUCACAGAACUCUUAGAAGCUUUACAUGAUAUGUUUCCUGAGGGUAAUUUGUUACCAAAAUCUACCUAUUAUGCCAAAAAAUUAAUGUGUCCUUUGGGUUUGGAAUAUGAGCGCAUCGAUGCAUGUCCGAAUGAUUGCAUGUUGUAUCGAAAUGAGUAUGCGGACCUUUAUGAAUGCCCGAGGUGUGGUAAGUCCCGCUACAAAUUGCCGGAUGGGGUUGUGCCCGGACCGGGCAAUACUGGGCCUUCUGCGAAAGUGUUGUGGUAUCUUCCAGUUGUGCCAAGGUUUAGGAGGCUCUUUUCAUUAAAGAAGAUGCACAAAACCUAA